Messenger RNA from Lagopus leucura (white-tailed ptarmigan), 9184 nucleotides. RefSeq names its product zinc finger protein 501-like. Gene Ontology annotation, molecular function: DNA-binding transcription factor activity, RNA polymerase II-specific; RNA polymerase II transcription regulatory region sequence-specific DNA binding. Gene Ontology annotation, cellular component: nucleus. NCBI's taxonomy places the organism in Eukaryota, Metazoa, Chordata, Aves, Galliformes, Phasianidae. The record is from RefSeq and is a predicted model, not a curated record. Gene Ontology annotation, biological process: regulation of transcription by RNA polymerase II. The transcript is spliced from 2 exons. Bases 6709 to 8121 code for a protein of 470 amino acids.
CUGCGAAUGAAAUCAGCUUUAUCAGAGAUACCGUCCUGGAAGAUUAUUUGGCUAUUUCCAACGAAGCUGACUGCUCAUGCUCUGAGGAGCUUUGAGGCUGCUCUGAACUUGGAGUGAACAGAGGUGCAGAAAACCUUGUCAGGUCCCCGGAGAGCUUCCACCCUGCUGUUACCACAGGCAGCUUUGUAUGUUCUUACCCAUACAGCUGGUGUUUGUAAAAGGAGCAGCGCUACAGCCAGAGUUCCCAUGAAUGAGACUCUACUCCUUACUUUUUGAGAGCCAAGAGGAGUUCCUUAACAUGAAUGUUUAUCCUAUAUGUCAUAGCAUCUGUUUCAGGAGUAGCUGCAAACCAUGUGCCAACACCGGUGCAAUAGAAUGCUGGACCGGCAGUUCCUCUGCAGGGGGUAGGCCUUCUGCAGGUAGAGCUGUCCUUGCGUGUGUUUAUUCACACACAGAUGUCUAAAGAAGAUUAGUCCCUUCAUGCUUCUGAGCAGAAACACUUCUCCUUGGUGAGGAAAGGCCAGCAUUCUGCUCUGCAGUCACUGAAGGAGAUAAACUGCUCUCUUCAGAGGAGAGCUAGUGAUGGCAGUGGUACAAGCCCACCUAGGAAAAGUAUUACUUCUUUCCAUCUUGCCCUGUUUGAGGAUAGAGAUGUUCAGACCAAGCAGUAGUAGAUGAACAGUUUGUGUAGGAAAGAACAAUGCAUCUUUGAGACAAUUAUUUUUGAGAAGACAACAUCUUUAUCUUUGAAUCCUGGGCCUGGGUUUUCCCUUGCCCUCAGAAGAAAACUUCUUUCCCUAGUUUUCACCCUUGGCCUGAGGAAGUGCUGCAACCCCAAUGGUGCCUCAGGCCUGGGAAGGAGGAUUCUACUUUCUCUGUUCCCAUACAUCUCCUCUAAGCUGCAAUGGCUCAUCCAUUUUGCUGAUCACUUUUUUCUCCCAUGUUCUGCGUCAGUCCUGUUUGCCCCCUGAGACACACUUGCGUUGUUCAGGGCCUCCAGCAGCUUCAGGGCAGCAGCCUGCAGCUCUUCCUCCAUCACUGCCUUUCCCAUGCUCAGCAGCUGCUGCAUUGUAUGCAGCAAGCUCUGUACGUGCCUGUCCUGCAGCCUCAGGAAGAGAUCCUCAAUGUCAGUGGCAGGCAGCUGUGCCUGCUGCUGGCCGCUGACUGUCACCUCUGUGGGGUGUGAGGUGGAAGGCUGCAUUUUCCCCAGCAGUGGCAAGCCAUCAGGUGAGAAACUGGAGACAUCAGCUCCUUCCAUGUUAGGGCUGGAGCUGGAUGGCUGGGUGGUUGCAGGAGAGGUGGGAAAAAUAGGCUGGGGACUGAAGAUAGCAGACAAUGCUGCAUCGCUGCUCAGGGCCACGUUGUCAAAAGUUUGUGUGCUGCCCAGGUUGGGCUUGUGCUCUCCUGGGCAUGCAGUCCGCUGUGGAGGAGAAAAACAUUUCUCUAGAGGUGGUGGGCCUGAGGAGCAGGUGCCUGGCCCCUGCCCUGUACUGUGACAUUGGUACUCAUAGCACUGUCCCAUUCUUCCCAUUCCCUGCCAAGAUGAGCUCCCUUAAGCCCAAGGAGGGAAAGAAUCCUUCUGCUGUCCUGAUCAUACCUCUCCAUAAGUCUCCUUUUGUCCCUAGUUAUCUUCCCAUGAAGCCUGCACAACUCACUAUUUCUCCUGCAGUAGCUUUGUUAUUUCACCUUGCUUGGGAAUGAGAGCUGGUCAUAAGGACAGAGGUGGCUGUCAGAGGUUCAUUUUUUUCAAGAAUACCUUCCCCAAUGUCUCAUUUUUGGCAGGUGGUUGCAGGUGCCACCUGUGUAGACUGGUCAGCUUGGUGUGGAUGCCCCUGACAAGUGGGCUGCCCACAGCUCUCCUUUACCUUCCCUGACUAUAGCCUCUUUUUCGCACUUCCUCAUUUCACAUUCAUUGCAUCGGUGCCCAGAGCACAAUGCACCAGGUCAUCAGGAAAUAGUGAAAUAGCUCACCUUAAUGAAAUACCUUUUUGUAGUGCAGCGAUAAAAAGCAAAUGCACAGAAGUUGGGGAAGAAGGAAGUUUCUGGCAGUUCCGAGCAUAUGGGUCCUAGAAAAAAGCAAAUAAAGCAUGGACUUGGUGGUAAACUCCAGUGCUGAGGUCCCACCAACGUUCAGCAAUAAUCUGUCAAAAGACAUCUCUCCAUUAGAAAACCUCAUGUGCUUGGGAGAAACUCCACUGCUUCCUGGUCAUCUCAGCCACUGAAGCCCUGAGAAGAGGCUGGUGCUAAGUACAUGUGGCUGCCGUCAGGUGUAAGACAGGAUGUUCAGAAAUAGAUGCCUUCUUCUCACCUGGGACUACUGCCCAUCCUCUCUCUUACCAGUUCCCAAGUGUCAGUCCCCUCCCAGCACAGAGUUUGCAGUGCUGGCACUGCAGGGCCCCUAUCCAUCUGCCUUCCCAUGGCAGUUGUGGUUGCCUUUACCUUCUGGGAUGACUCCAUGGUUUUCAUACUCAUCCAGUCUCCGGACUGUGGGGUUCUGGCAGCCGUACAGCGCGCGAAGGUGGCAGGCGGUGCUGGCGCGUUGGGAGGUCUGAAGGGACCUGAAGAACUGGUGGUACUCAUCAUUGGAGAGUGGUGUGCCCAGUUGCUGUGCCUUUCCAACCCAAGGGCCAGCAGCGCAGCCCCAACCUGACAGCACUGGUGAGAAAUGAAAUGCAGGGGGGUAGGAGGAGGAAAUGCUAACCAUGGCACGCUCAGAAGAGCUGUCAAGGUGAGCCCAGACCUCUGUUGCCUUGUCUGGAUGCGAGGUCCAGAACAGUGCUGUGAGAGGGUAAAAAUUGAGGUUGAGGCAUGGAGUGGACCAGCUCUGCCCAUACUAACACAGGUGUAGUAUUCUGGUGACAGUAUGUGGCUGAGGGGCCUUCACCAAAAUCUCUAGAGAUUGAAAUCCUGAGCUGGGAGGAAGGUCUGGGAAGUCCUGGCUGGUACUGAGGAUGCAACUUUGCUAUCAGACUUGGAGCAGGGAGGUGGAUUCCUUUCAAGACUUUAAUGUCUGCAAAUUCUCUUUGUCUUUUAAGUGUGUGACCUCUUGAGUUAAUGUAGUAUGCCCCAACAGGUAUGGAUAUGCCCUUAAAAUGGUCCAAGAAUUCACUGAACCCAUGAGCAAAACUUAAAGCCAAUUCUUCCCUGCAAAGAACAUUAUGAAAGCUGGCGAUAUCAGACAUUUGGAGGCUAGAUGAGCCCAAAUAAAAGUGCCAUGUGCAAUCUUAGUUUCAUCUCCUUAUGCAUAUGCUUUGUAUCCAUUAUUUAAGUCCACAGCAAGCUACUCUUCUUUCCUUAGGACUUCAGUGUCCCUUCAUUGUGGAGACUUGACCUGUCCCACAUGGGGAAGUAAAAUUGUAAGAUAGACUUGUGCUGCAUUCAGGAUAUCUGCCUCAUUUCCCACAGGGGUACGGAAGAAGGAAGCAGGAAGAAGCUGGAAGAGGAAGGGUAGUUUUGUGGGUGUUGUGCUAAGAAGUAGGUUUUAUACCUGGCUACACCACAGAGGCUUCUGUGUGAUGCUGGGCUAGUGCCAGGUUUCUCAGUGUGGUGUUGAUGGAAUUUUGCUUACCUUGUGUGUUGCCAUUUAUAUGAAGGCUGAGGUCUCCUAGAGCUUUGGAGUCUGCAUGUGCUGUAUUUUGCAUGCAAGUGCUACAUAGCAUCUACUCUGAGAAGACAGGGCUGAAGCAUCUCAAACUGAGAUUCUGAAAGUAGUGGGUAUGUUUAACUUUAAUCCUUCUCUGCCCUCAUUUUGCUAUUUGCAAAAUCACUACAAAUGAGUUAACAGCUGUGAAGCACUAGAAUGUAGAGUGUAUAGAAAGUUCACAAGGAAGAGAGUCAUUUGAAUGGGAUCUGCACGUAAAUCAAGCACAGAACAAUAAGAAUGACUGCUUACUGAACAGCUGCUCAUUGCAAAGGCAUUGUCCAUCCCAGGACUAAAACAGCCAAAAUCCAUGUGAAAAGAAGAUAAGCAAGAGCUGUGUUGCUGUGUGCACAGAGGGAACAAAUCAAGAGUUGCAAAAUGAAUGCAAUUUAGGGAUGAGGUAAGCGUUCUUUUUGACUUUGCAACCUCUGGAGUAGUCUGUUAAUCUUUGUCUUCUUUUUUCUUGUAAAGGCAAACUUAAACAUUUCUACAUGGCUUCUAUCUUGUUAGGAUCUCUGCCUUCUUAUUAACAUCUGUGUGCCUGUAGAUGCAGCGUGAUCAAAUAAAAGCAUGUAACUUCCCCCUUGAAUUGACCAUAGAGGUUAUUGAGCCUUCUGUGAAACAGUAUUAGAUGAGAAUGAGACACAGCAAAGUGACUGUAGAAAUCUACAGAAAGUGGGGGAAUGAGGAAACCAGGAAAUACGGGACUCCCCCACAGCCUCUCACUAGGAUGUAGGCUGAUAGGCCAUGUCUUUCUGUCCAUUUCUUCCAACUCUAAAACCUUCUGUUUGCCUUUAACCAAGGUCGUCUCUCACAUCUCCCUCUGCCUCCCCUACCUCCUCAUCUGGCCGUUUCUUCCCUUCUUGGCUGGUUGUUUGAGCCCAAGUCUCUGCUCUCAUUUCUGAUCUGUGUGCCAAGCUGUGUCACAUCUCCAGACUCCACCCCUGCUCCAGCCUCUGCUCAGCUGUGUCCAGCUCCAAGUCCUUCCUCCCUCAGGCCAGUCCCUCCCUGUCUCUCCUUGAUGAAUAACAUACCAGCUCCAGUGUAUAAAGACUGGUGAAACUGUAAGCAUCUGAGAUCUGUGUAUUGAUGUUUUUUGGGGGUGCCCUUUUCUCUUCAUCUCGCCUCCAGUGUGCCCACACUGGAGUACACCAGGGGUGAGGAGGCAGAGAGCAGCCAGGUGAGCCAUCCUUCCUCACACCCUGACUGGAAGGAGAGACAUUUUCUACUCACUGAUCAGAACCAGGAGAGCCUGCAUGACUGACAUGGCACUGUCCUGCCUGAGCCGGGCUAUCAUCUGCCCGUGUCCUCCCUCCUGUACCAGGGGUGCUGGGACAGGCAGUGGGGAGCACAGCACGCUUCCCUUGUUUCUGGUGGUGAUGUGUGGUGUCACAGACGCCUUCAUUCUUUGCUCUGUUGUCCCUUGCUUCCGUGGUUCCCCACUUCCGUGCACCCAACAGCAGCUGUUUGUUGGGUUUGUGGCAGAUAUAUGUCCUCCCUAUUACUGCUUAACCGAAGGUUGGCACAGUGGCUCCCUGUGCCAGCUGUGUCAUGGGGCUGUCCCUCUGGGCCUCUGCCCAUCAUGUCAGGAGCUCAGUGCAGCUCAUCUCCUUCCUCCUUUGUCUCACUGAUGUCUCAUCAGCCACGAUGUUGCCUAAGGACAUGGCACUGUCCAGGCAUGGCUGACCAGCACCUUGUCCCCACCUGGGUACUUGAUAGUGUUUCAGGCUUCCCACCUUUUUUAUGGCAGUCAUCAAGCAGUAAUGCUUUUCUGCCACAUUCCCAGCUCUGCACAAAAUAAGCUCUCUUCUGUAUCUGCUUUUUUCUUCUGCAGGUGCUCACCAUCUUGGGAUGCAUAUCGACCGUCUGUUUGGAGCUACUCUUGAAUGAUAACAGAAAGGGACUGAAGCAGAAAGGUGGCUUUCCUCUCCUAAAACCAUCAGGAUGUCUCAGCAGGGUCAGGCCUACCUGCUGCCUUGUAUGUUGAACGGGGACACGUGGGGAGGGAGGGCUCAGCUUCCCUGCCGUGUUCCAGUGGCACGAUGCGAAGCCAUGUAACUGAAAUGAUGCAAUGCCAUUGCAGAGUUAGUAUUCACAUGCACAGUUUUUAAGCAUCUUCUUUCUCUAACCUGUACCUUUCUGGCUGUUCAGAAUUCAGCAUCUUAAAAUGCCCCAGUGUGCUGCACAAAUGCAGCCCAGAGCUAAAUAGGUGACCUAAUUUUCCAUCCUACAAAACCCACUCGUACGCUGUACUUCUGCUCUGAAGAAGAAGUCCUUGUAUGUUGGCACUCAAAACUGCCCAAUCCAAAUGAUGUCAGUGCUCACACACACACGUGUGUAGCUGCAUUUUUCAGCUCAUCUCCAGCCCUGGGCUCUGUCAGGAAUGAGGCAGCCACAGUGUCAUUAUGCUGAACAGGAUGGGAAAUUCUGCCUUUGGUCUGCUAUUGCUGCUGCUGAUGUGUGAACAGAUCAAAAUCCCUCUCUCAGCCCUCCCUCAGCCUGGCUGAGUCACCGAGCAAAUGCUCCUCCAUGGAAGCAAUGGAGAAGACUCUAGGCAGAUGCAGAAAGCAACGCAUGCAUGCGGGCAGCAUUUUCCUCUGCUUCAGCAGGGCUGUACUGUGUUCAUAUUUAACACACCGGGAGGAAAGUUGACAGGGAGAAAAUGGCUUCAGGCUUCUCUGUUUUCUGUACAGAACUCAGCAAGCUGACAGGCAGCUCUCAGUAGUAUGUGCAGCCAACCCUGUCUUUGCUGUGUGAGCGGCCCUGGCUAGCAGACCCCACCAGCAGUGUCACAGUGUCACAGUGGCAGAACAUCAGUGACUCUGACUUGUGCUUCUGAGCAUUAUUUUAUAUCUGGCCUAGGAUGCUUUCAUUUCCUAAAUCUCAUUCUCAACACUGCUACUAGAACUGAUGGUAUUUGUUACAUCUGUUUCCCCUCUCUGAUCAGGAGCUGCUGUCCCUGACUUUUCUUUAACCUCAUGGACAGAGUGAAGAAAAACAGCACUGUGUCCAGGAGGAACUGAACUCUGAAACAGUGGAGGUACUGCUCAAAAGCAGGUGGCCAGACCAUGGGUGACGUACAGAAGGCUCAACCUCAUCAGAAAAAGCCUGCGAGAGCUGACUUGCACCCGUUCAUCUCCAGAAGGCCCACUACAGGUACUCUGCAGGACUCUGACAAAAGACCAGACUGCAAGCAGGAGCUGGAGAUGGAAAAUGAGGUGAAGCUGUCUUUUGUAAAGAGGCAGGGAAAGGGAGCUGUCAUGUCACUGUGGGAUUGCGAGGGUGAUGGCACUCCCAUUGGCAAGGUGGUCCUUGCUGGGGACAGGCCAGACCCUCCAGUGUGUGGGAACGGCACCAUUUGGAUUCAGCAGGUGGGAGAGAAAACCUACGAGUGUCCCGAAUGUGGGAAGAACUUCAGCCGGAGCUCGUAUCUCAGCCAGCACCAGAGGAUCCACCUGGCAGAGAAACCCUUCAGCUGCUCUGAAUGUGGGAAGAGUUUCACCCGCAACUCGGACCUGAUCAAACACCAGCGGAUCCAUACAGGAGAGAAGCCCUACCAGUGCAACGAGUGUGAGAAGACCUUCAGCCAGAGGUCCAACGUGAUCAGGCACCAGCGGACCCACACGGGAGAGAGACACUACCAGUGCAAUGAGUGCGGGAAGAGCUUCAGCCAGAACUCGCAUCUCAUCGUCCAUCAGAGAAGCCACAAAGGAGAGAAACCAUUUCAUUGCCCCCGGUGUGAGAAAAGCUUCAGCGACCGCUCCUCCCUUAUCAUACACCGGAGGGUCCACACUGGAGAGAAGCCCCACAAGUGCCAGGUAUGCGGGAAACAUUUUCGAGACAGUUCAGCCAUCAUUCGGCAUCACAGGAUCCACACAGGAGAGAAACCCUACAAGUGCACCGAAUGUGGGAAAACCUUCCGCCAGAGCUCCUCGCUGGUGACCCACAUGCGGACGCAUACAGGCGAGAAACCCUACAAAUGCCCUGUGUGUGGGAAGAGCUUUAGCCAGAGCUCAGCACUCACCACGCAUCGCCGCAUCCACGGGGGAGAGGUGUUGCCCCUGUACCGUGGCAGCCUCUUGGCCAGCCCCUACCAGUGUGCUGAGUGCGGCAGGCGGUGCAGCGACCAACCCACUCUCAUCAAGCACCAGACCACGCAUGUGGAGGAGCGGCCCUACAUCUGCGUGGAGUGUGGGGACAGCUUCCGUCGGAGCUCAGCACUCAAUGUCCACUUGAGGAUCCACCGUGGGGAGAGACCCUACAAGUGUGAGGAAUGUGGGAAAACCUUCCGGCAUAGCUCAGCUUUGGGUGCACACUUGAGGAUUCAUGCGGGAUCCAAGCCCUACGAGUGCGCUGAGUGUGGGAAAAGCUUCCGGAAAAGCUCGACACUUAAAGUGCAUUUGAAAAUCCAUGUGGUCAAGAAGCCUUAUAAAUGUACUGUGGGUAGGAGGACUCUCUCUUCCUGUUCUCUUCUCCCAUAGGGUUGGUUGGAGCUGAAAAUGAGCAGAAUUUGCUUGUGUCUGAGGGCACAUGAAAAACAUAGGUACUGAGAAUUACAGUGGCAAAAGGCUAAGGAGACACCGUAGCAGCUCUAGUGUCAGGGCUGGGUGCUUAACCCCAGUGGUAUGUUAAAUUAUGAGGUCAGGGAGCUCAUCCUAGGAACUGCGUACUGACAGUUAAAAAGAGUACUGAGAGCUGAGGGGAGACCAGGUUCUGUGUAAUUUGGGGACUGUGAGUAUGUGGUAGAAUACAAGCAGAAGAAUUGGGCUUUUAAAAUAACUUUUCAACAAAGCAAAAGAUCAAAUUUAAAAGGUCCAAGUUGGCUCUCAUUCAAAACUCCAGCUCAUUAGGCACUGCAGUAGACUUAGAAACUCAUAUUUUCCAUUAAAUAUGGUGAGUUGGCCCCGUAUUUGAGCAGGCACUUCCAAUUCCUUGAGUCCAAAACUGAGGAGGUGAACCUCAACCUGUUUUGUUUUUCAAUCCUCUGUUCCAAAUCCUACAUGGGACGAUGAAUUCCUACCUCCAUACAGAACAUCUGGGUGACAAAAUGGCUGAGUAAAGUGAAACUGACAGAGCUGUUCCCAGAAGACUUGGACAUGCAAGCGUAGCCAGUUGGAACACUGCCCAUCACUGGUGUUGGGCAGCUUUGUCCUCGUUUUUUAACACCUUCCUGUUAGGGACAUCAACAAAACGUGGGCAAAACAGUGGCCUUACAUUGUUUAACCAAAAAAAAAAAAAGGGUUCCCCCUAGAUGUGUGUGUGUUAUACUUAGCACGUAUGAUAGGUUCCUACUGGUAGGCAGGAGACUGUUUGCAAUUUUGCAGUCCUUUAUGUGAGAGAACUCUUCUUCAGCUCCCUGCUGUUUGUGCUUUAGUAACGUGUAAAGCUCGGUGUUAAGUUAGGAAUUCGAGCUUUAGGUUAGGAAUUCCUAUAUUACACGUAGUGCUGUGGCAGUGACUGCGUUACAGAAACCUCCUCUGUAUUGCUGUGUUUUGUUACGAGGGAUGUGUUUCCAUCCUAAAUAAACUUUUUUUUUUCUUUUUU